UCCCACCCUAAACUUAGCCACUAGUUCAAUCACCAUUACACUAGCCAAUGAGUUGAUCGAAGGUCUAGUGCGUCACCGCUGACGUAGCUUGCCCAUCCACUUACAUAUUUCUCCCUGAUGCCAUCGACUUCUAUCGAAAAUGGGAGAGAUAAGAGAGCCCACACAUGUUAUGCUGGUUUUCUUCUCUGCCCAAGGUCACCUAAACCCUAUGCUUCAGUUUGCAGGGCACCUUUCCUCAAGGGGUAUCACCACCACCCUUGCAACCACCUCCAUCGGCCAAGAAGGCAUCCUCAAGGGAGGCACUCGAGCAGUGCUUGAGGCUGAGGGCACAAUCAAGUUUGAGUUCUACUCCGAUGGUUGGGACUCACGAGUCCCGAUCGUGCACCUUGACGACUAUAUGGAUAAGCUUGAGAUAGUGGGCAGUGAGAGCCUUGCCAGUCUGGUUGAGGAACUAGCAGCAAAUGGCCGCCGAGUCUCCUACAUGAUUUCCAGCCCCUUUACACCAUGGGUGGUUGACGUGGCCAAGAAGCUUGAGAUCCCGUGUUCGGUGUUGUGGAUCCAAUCUUCGUUAGUUUACAGUUACUAUUACCGGGUAUAUGGUGGAUUGGGAGCAAAUGGCGAGGUCCCAGUCAAUUUGCCAGGACUGCCUGAGCUGAAGCUCGAGGACUUGCCAUCCUUGUCUUUGCCAUCAAACCCAUACAAGAGCUUCCCGAGGAUUCUAACUCAGCUUUAUGCGAGGCUUGGGGAUGUUAGAAUGGUGUUGGGGAACUCUUUUGAUGAGCUAGAACCAGAAGAGAUCCGAUUUGUCGAGGGUCUGCACCCAAUAAGACUUGUGGGUCCGCUUGUUCCACAGGCUCUUCUCGAAAGGUCGCAGCCAGCCGCCAUCUCCGAUCUCCGUAGGGAUAUGUGGGAUGCAUCUCCACAAUGCUUAACUUGGUUGGACUCGAAGAAGGCAACAUCAGUGGUUUAUGUUUCAAUGGGGAGCCUACUGGUGAUGCCUCCGAAGCAGAUGGAAGAGAUGGCAUGGGGGCUUAAGGCCAGCGCCCUGCCAUUCCUAUGGGUGGCGAAGCCAUCAGAAAAUUCAUCAAACACAACAGGAAUGCCAGAAGGCUUCUUAGAGGAGGUACAAGGACAGGGGAUCGUGGUGCCGUGGUGCCCUCAGGCGGAAGUGCUGAGCCAUCCUUCCAUAGCAUGUUUUGUGACCCAUUGCGGGUGGAACUCAACCUUGGAGACCAUCACGGCGGGUGUGCCAGUGAUCGCCAUACCGGAAUGGACAGACCAACCGACCAAUGCUAUGCUCUUGGUGGAGGUGCUCGGGGUCGGCCUUCGUCUCAGGGCAGGCCCCGACGGAGUUGUGAGCAGAGAGGAAGUGGCCAAGUGCAUCACAGCCACGACGCAAGGCGCCAUGGCAGAAGAAAUGAAAACCAAAGCGUGGACACGAAAGGAAGCCGCACGGGCGGCGCUUGCCCACGGAGGCUCGUCGGAUCGGAAUAUAGUUGCAUUUGUGGACGAUGUGAUGAAGAGUGGACACAGCCAGGGUCCCGGUUGAGAGGCUUCGGAUUACAGUCUCUUAAUCCAGAACUAAGCCCUCACUCAGAAGUGAAGAGAUAAGUGCGUUUUUUUUAUUAUGGAGAAAUCAAUACUGUAAAGGACAGAUAGAUUGCUUCUACUGGGUUUUGGAGCGUUGGAUUUUUCCUAAAAAAAACUUGCGUAACACAGGGCUUUGUGGCUGAUUACUUUGUUUGUUUUGUGGACCCUAUUAAUGAGAAAAAUGUACCUCGUGCCCGUUUAUUA
Molecule: messenger RNA, 1794 nt
Organism: Amborella trichopoda
Lineage: Eukaryota; Viridiplantae; Streptophyta; Magnoliopsida; Amborellales; Amborellaceae
Source: RefSeq, a predicted model, not a curated record